Messenger RNA from Zea mays, 3410 nucleotides. RefSeq names its product lysine-specific demethylase JMJ25-like. The transcript has 13 exons. Gene Ontology annotation, biological process: regulation of transcription by RNA polymerase II. Gene Ontology annotation, cellular component: histone deacetylase complex; chromatin. The record is from RefSeq and is marked validated. Gene Ontology annotation, molecular function: chromatin DNA binding; transcription coregulator activity; histone H3K9 demethylase activity. NCBI's taxonomy places the organism in Eukaryota, Viridiplantae, Streptophyta, Magnoliopsida, Poales, Poaceae. Bases 499 to 3186 code for a protein of 895 amino acids.
CACGCCCUGUGCAGUGCUGCAGGCCAGCAGCCUGCAUUUGCGGACCUGCAGGCAGCGCUCACGCAAGCAGGCACCACAUCGGCACCACCCACUACCGAACCAUAGAAGCGAAGUUACGCCGCAACCAGCACUACUGCUCGUGCUCGGCUAGUCGACUAGCUAGCAUCCGCACACCACACCGCAGCAGAAGCACGCACUGCACGGGCAGGAAGAGGAGAGAGAGGUGGAGGGGAAGGGCCGAAGGGGAGAUGGAUGGAGACUUGCAGCGCAGCCCACCCUGCGCCAGCGCCGCACACACGGCUCGCUCCCCAAAUUACAGACGACCAAGGAGCAAGCCCAACCACCACUUAAACCCGACCAGUCGACCACCACCACCACCACCGCCACCGUUAUUCGCUCUGCAGUCUGCACCCUCCUCCUCGCUUUCCGACCCCCAAACCCUAGAUCCCCUUCGCCGUGGCGGUGGCGCCGCGGUGACCCGGCGCGGCGGCGGCGGCGAUGGCGGCCGUGCCGGAGGACCUCCGCUGCAAGCGCUCCGACGGCAAGCAGUGGCGCUGCAGCGCGCCCUCCAUGCCCGACAAGACCGUCUGCGAGAAGCACUACGUCCAGGCCAAGAAGCGCUCCGCCUCCUCCGCGCUCCGCGCCUCGCUCCGCCGCUCCUCAGCCUCCUCCCUCGCGCCCGUCUUCCCAUUCUCCUCCUCCCCCUCCUCCGCCGCUCGCCUCCGCGCCGCCGACGAGGACCCGCCCAUGGCGGUCGCGAGGCCCCUCUACGGCAGGGUCGCCGGGGAGGCGGUGUACGUGGCUGAACCGGUGCCGGCGCCCGCGCGGAGGGAGGUCGCCUACGAAGGGCUGCCUCGGGGCAAUGCGGCUGGUGGCAGGACUGCGGCGGGGCUGGUCGGCAGAGGCCCACUAUGGUUUCCUGGUGGCGGCUCUGAAGGGAUAAGGAGUUGCCACCAGUGCCGGAAGGCUGGGGGUGUCAUCUGGUGUACCAGCUGUGACAGGAGAGGCUACUGUGCCAGAUGCAUCUCCAGAUGGUACUCUGACAUUCCGAUGGAUGAAGUUCGAAAUGUUUGUCCAGCAUGCCGUGGUAUUUGUAAUUGCAAAGUUUGCUUACAAGGAGACAACUUAAUAAAGGCUAGGGUGCAAGAAAUAUCAGCUGUUGAUAAGUUGAGAUAUCUUCAUUGCCUUUUGGUUUAUGUUCUUCCAGUACUGAAGGGAAUUUAUUCUGACCAAUGCUUUGAAAUAGGUGUUGAAACAAGAUCUUCUGGACCAAAGACAGAUGUCCUCAGAGCAAAGAUAACUUCUGAUGAGCAGAUGUGCUGUGACUUUUGCAAAGUGCCAGUGUUUGAUUAUCACCGAUACUGCCCAAGAUGUUCAUAUGAUUUAUGCCUUGAUUGCUGUCAUGACAUACGUCAUUCUCGGGCCAAUGUUGCACGAGGAGAAUAUACUGAAGGUUAUGUUGAAGAUAAAGGUAGAGAUUCUUUUAAUAGAAGAGCAAGGUUGGAACCAUCUGCUGAGAGUGUCAAUGACAAGUCAUUAUCUUGGCCAAUAGAUAUAAAUAAUAUUGACAUUAAAUCUUUAUUCCCUACAUGGAGAGUCAACAAUGAUGGCAGCAUCACUUGUGGACCUCACGAGGCUGGUGGUUGUGGCUCCUCAAAGUUGGUAUUAAGGCGGAUAUUCAAAAUAAAUUGGAUUGCUAAACUUGUAAAAAGUUCUGAAGAAAUGGUCAAUGGUUGCAAAGUACAUGAUUUGGAGGAUGGAUGCUUGUCUUGCAGUGAUGGCAGAAGAUCGGAGUUUACUGGUCAGCAAAACCUCGGUCUCUCAAAAUGCUCAAACAGUGAUGAGAUUGGUAGGAAUUGUUUGUACUCACCUGUAUUGGAGGACUUAAAAUAUGAAGGCAUCAUUCAUUUUCGUAAGCAUUGGAAAAACGCGGAGCCUAUUAUUAUCAGGGAAGCAUUUGAGCCUUCUCUAUCAUCAAGCUGGGAUCCCUUGAGUAUUUGGAGAGGUAUCCAGGAGAUCAUGGAUGAAGAAAUGGAUGAAGAUGUCAUAGUCAAGGCUGUGGACUGCUCGAACCAAUCAGAGGUAGAUAUCGAGCUCAAACAGUUUAUCAAAGGCUACUCAGAUGGCAGCAAAGGAGGAGAUGGCCACUUGUUGAUGCUGAAAUUGAAAGAGUGGCCCCGACCCAGUGUCUUGGAGGCGUUUCUGUUGUGCCAAAGGCCAGAAUUUAUUGUCAACUUUCCUCUUGUUGAUUUUAUUCAUCCUAGAUGGGGUCUCCUAAACCUUGCUGCCAAGUUACCCCCAGAUGCCUUACAACCUGAAUUAGGGAUGAAACUGCUAAUUGCACAUGGAAGUCACCGAGAACUUGGUAAAGGUGAUUCAAUGACAAAUCUAAUGAUUAACAUGAGCGAUGUGGUUCACAUGUUAAUGCAUGCAACUGAAGUGCAUUACCAAUGUCCCAAGAGGGUAAGGGUACAGUCUGAUGUAUCUGAAAUGAUUGCUAAUGGAACUAGUGUCCAUGUAAAUGCUCAUACUCCUGUUCAAAAUUUGAAUCUGGAUAUUGAAGAGCAAUCACACAAACACUCGAAAUCACACAUCGAGGAGCCAAACACUAAUAAUUCAGAAGGAUCCCUGGCUGGUGCUGUCUGGGAUGUAUUCCGCAGGCAGGAUCUUCCAAAGCUUAAUGAAUAUCUAGCUGCUCAUCGGGAAGAAUGUGCAGCUAGAUGUCAAGCAGUGUCUUCUGUUAAGUAUCCUAUUUAUGAUCAAACUGUGUACCUUAACGAUUAUCAUAAGAAGAUGUUGAAGGAUCAAUAUGGAAUUGAACCCUUCACAUUCCACCAACAUAUUGGUGAGGCUGUUUUCAUUCCAGCUGGGUGUCCUUUCCAAUUGAAAAACCUCCAGUCCACGGUUCAAUUGGCUCUCAAUUUUUUGUCACCUGAGAGUUUGCCAGAGUCAGUCCGGCUGUCCCAAGAGAUCCGUUGCCUGCCAAAUGGCCAUCUUGCAAAACUGAAGAUGCUUGAGGUAAAAAAGAUCUCCUUAUACGCAGCAAGUUCUGCUGUUAGAGAAAUUCAGAGAAUAACCCUUGAUCCCAAGUUCAAUCUUGAUCCUAGUUUUGAGGAUCAAAAUUUGACUAGGGCGGUUUCAGAGAACUUGGCAAGAGUAAACAAACGGAAGGUAUCUUGCAGUUGAGAUUGUGGGGGCCUGGUGAAAUUAUGACAUGCCAUUCAGAGGAUUGAAGUAGAUAUAGUGCUUGUACAUGUAUUAUAUUGUGUCAUAUGAAAGGAACACAUUCUAAUUCUUAUUGGGUUACACAUUGACUUUACCUGUAUAUUGUGGGUUAGGAAGAGUAACAGUUAAGCUUCUGAGGAACAAGAUAAAAAGGCGCUGGAAAGCUCAUGUAGAAUUGUUAGCAC